Messenger RNA from Nothoprocta perdicaria, 3584 nucleotides. RefSeq names its product GATA zinc finger domain containing 2A (gene GATAD2A). Gene Ontology annotation, cellular component: NuRD complex. Bases 111 to 1910 code for a protein of 599 amino acids. NCBI's taxonomy places the organism in Eukaryota, Metazoa, Chordata, Aves, Tinamiformes, Tinamidae. Gene Ontology annotation, molecular function: sequence-specific DNA binding. The record is from RefSeq and is a predicted model, not a curated record. Gene Ontology annotation, biological process: negative regulation of transcription by RNA polymerase II. The transcript has 12 exons.
AGGCGGCUCCGAGGGGGCUGAGGAGAGAUCUCCGUUGCAGUCACUUUCAGCCAGCAAAACUGGACAGGAUUCCCCUGGGAACCCAUGAACUUCAUUGACAGAGCCUCACCAUGACAGAGGAGGCAUGCAGGACCCGGAGUCAGAAACGAGCACUCGAGCGGGACGUACCGCAUAACGAUGUGGACAGCAAAAAAAUAAAAAUGGAGAAAGGACUGUUGGGAGCAGACGUAAACGCUGAAGGCGACAUGAAGAUAAAAGCAGAUCCUGGAGCUGCAAAAGUGCAAGGAUUGUUAAAAGGUGGAGAAGUGAAAGCUACCAUUAAAGUGGAGGUUCAGACCGGAGAUGAACCUGUGGACAUGAGUACCUCAAAAAGUGAAAUAAAGAGAGAAAAGAGGGUACCCUCCCCAGAUGUUAUAGUGUUAUCAGACAAUGAACCUUCUAGCCCUAGAAUGAAUGGUUUAACAAAAAUAGCAUUAAAAGAGACCAACACGGAGGCGCUCAUGAAAAGCAGUCCAGAGGAGCGUGAGAGAAUGAUCAAACAACUAAAAGAAGAGUUACGGUUAGAAGAAGCAAAGCUUGUUUUAUUGAAAAAGUUGCGGCAAAGUCAAAUCCAGAAGGAGACCACUACUCAGAAGCCUGCUGGUUCCUCUGGGAGUGCUGUGGCCACCCCUCCGCCCUUGGUGCGGGGGACGCAGAGCGUUCCUGCGGGCAAGCCGGCCCUCCAGACCUCUUCUACGCGGAUACCAGGCACUGUUAUUCCUCCUCCGUUGGUCCGUGGUGGGCAGCAGACUUCCUCAAAGCUAGGAACUCAGCAGAACACGCAGAUAGUGAUGCCACCUCUUGUCAGGGGUGCACAGCAAAUCCACAACAUCCGACAGCACUCCAGCACAGGGCCGCCUCCGCUGCUGCUGGCACCGCGGGCAUCGGUCCCCAGUGUGCAAAUUCAGGGGCAGAGAAUUAUACAACAGGGUCUGAUCCGUGUCGCCAAUGUCCCCAAUACCAGCCUGCUUGUCAAUAUCCCACAGGCGUCGCCCACCUCACUAAAAGGUACGACGGUGACGGCGGCGCAGGCGAACGCCACCACGACGAGCGCCGCUGCCCUGGGGAACUCGAGCGAGUCGCCCGCGAGCCGGCAGGCGGCCGCCAAGCUCGCCUUGCGGAAGCAGCUGGAGAAGACGCUGCUCGAGAUUCCUCCUCCGAAGCCGCCCGCGCCGGAGAUGAACUUCCUGCCAAGUGCCGCUAAUAACGAAUUCAUCUACUUGGUUGGGUUGGAAGAGGUGGUGCAGAAUUUGCUGGAAACUCAAGGUAAAGCUUCCGUUGCCGCCUCGUGCCGCGAGCCCUACAUGUGCGCGCAGUGCAAGACCGACUUCACCUGCCGCUGGAGGGAGGAGAAGAACGGCACCAUCAUGUGCGAAACCUGCAUGACCUCCAACCAGAAAAAGGCCUUGAAAGCGGAGCACACGAACCGGCUGAAGGCUGCCUUUGUGAAAGCCCUGCAGCAGGAGCAGGAGAUCGAGCAGAGGAUACUGCAGCAGACGGCGUCGCCCGUGCAGAGCAAGGCGGAGCCCAUCGUGCAGCACCACUCGCUCAAGCAGACUUCUAGCCAGAUGUCUCGAGGUGCGGGAGCCCCGCGAGGAGUGUUGCAUGCGUUUAGCCAGUCACCCAAGUUGCAGAAUGCAUCGUCUGCAGCAGCACUUGGGAGCAGGCCAGGUAAGCAUGCUGAGAGACCUGUCAGCAAGGGCAGCGCUGCCACCUGGAAGAAGACUUCCAUCAAUACAGGUGGGGCUUUACCUUUUGUUAAUCCUAGUUUAGCUGUGCACAAGUCGUCUUCAGCAGUAGACCGCCAGCGCGAAUAUCUCCUGGAUAUGAUUCCCCCACGGUCCAUCCCACAGUCUGCCACGUGGAAAUAAUGCAGAGGAAUUCCCAAGAGGAAGACUUAGUCUCUUUCUGCCAUCCUUUUUAUACCACAUUACAGUGGAAUCUGCUUUAAUCCCAGCUGGAUACGCCCCAGGCUUCAUAGGAUGCAAGAAGACCACUCCUCAUCCCAUCGAGUGCUGCUGUCCCCGCUGUGAGCAAAUGACACCACGUGGGUGGGAAAGACUUGAGCUCAUUUGGUUAUGAGAUCCUUAUGAUUGAUUGAUGAUGAAGGCUGUCAGGGAAGGGGAAGAAUUCAUAAUUUUGGGGGCUUUAUGCAUUUAGUUUUUUUGUCACCAGCACAAAAGGAGGACUAAUGACUCUCUGCCUUCGGUUUCUUUAUUAAUAACUCCCCGUUCAGCGAGAGCGCGGCGUCCGCGCGCGCUCAGGCGUGCACGGCAGCUCCGGGAAAGAGGAAUCUCAGCCUGAUGCUGCAGAUGCGUUUAGCGAGCCGGAUUCAUGUCUGCUUCCCUUCCCGGCCCCUCCUCAACCCAGGGAGGCAGCCUCCAGAUUAUAAUGUCUCCAAAUCAUCUGAUGAUGAGCUAACGAUAAAUAAGUACAAACUCCAAUUCCAGUUGAGUCUGGUUUUUCUAAGGGACUGGCUGCCACCAAAACUUGUCUGGUAGGUGGGAGCCAGUGCAGGAGUCUCUCACUUUUGUUGGAUUCUGUUUUGAAUAGACUUUUGGAACUUUUUGGUAGUGCAAAAUCAAACUUACCGAAUAGACAACCACCUUUGUUCAGUCUUUCUAAUUCAGCGAAGAGCAGUUGGGCCUUUCAUAUGUUCCCGGAGACUUAAGAGUAAAACUUUUUCCUUUUUUGGGGGGCAGUUUUUGUUGUUGUUGCUGUUGUUGUUUUGAGAAAUCCUACUCAGAACCUAGGAAUUCCAGCAGCCGCGUGCGGUCGAAGGGGCGAGCGGAGGGAGCGGAGGCCUGGGAGGCUGCGCUCAGGUAACGGGUUCUUUGCCCUGUCCCCGUGUCCCGCCGAGCAGCGGCUCGCGGUGGCUCUGCCACCACCUGCUGGGCUGGUUUCGGGCACCUCGAUCCCUCUGAAAUUCCGUUCUUCCAAGCGUUCCACGCAUGCUCCUCUGCCCCGUCCCUUCCACGCUUCAGUUUGGAUAGAGCUUUAGGCAGCCCUGCUUUAAGGACAGGUUUCUCUGUGGGUUUAAUAUAUUUGGGGGAUUSCGCAGGUUUAAAUCCCAAGUUGAUCAGGUCCAGUUUUUCUUCUCGUCGUCUUCUCUCCUUUUUCCCUGUUGCUUCUCCCCAAUUAAAGUUGAAUUCAAGUGGCAGAAAUACAUGCCUUACUACUUAGGUUGCAUAUCAGUGCUAGAAGUAGUGCUGAUAAGAAUUAUUUGCAAAGGAAGAAAUAUAUAUAUAUCUAUAUAUCUAUAUAUAAAAGAAAAGGGGGGAGGGGUUACUAUUCAGUCUAUGCUGAAUCUAUUUUCUUAGCAAUUGCAAUUAGAUCUCACUUUAAAUCAGUUACCGUAUAGGGUCAUCCCUCUUAAGAUCUAACUAUUGCAUAGUGGAAAAAGAAAACUCACGUUCGUUUUAGCCCCUAUUCUGUUGUGUGAAUUUCAGUAUUUAGAUGCUCUUGAAAACUGUUGGGUAGUCUAGAAAAACUAGUUUUGCAAAAUGGUGUUUGUUGCUGUAUAAAGCCCUAGAAUUUCAAUUUGA